Gracilinanus agilis (Agile Gracile Mouse Opossum) is the source of this 1005-nucleotide messenger RNA. It is a transcript of the gene UPK3B, whose product is annotated as uroplakin 3B. The record is from RefSeq and is a predicted model, not a curated record. Bases 115 to 939 code for a protein of 274 amino acids. The transcript is spliced from 6 exons. Lineage: Eukaryota; Metazoa; Chordata; Mammalia; Didelphimorphia; Didelphidae.
UCGAGGCUGCCUGAGCCUCCCUCCCACGGGCCUCCUGCCCCCUGGAGCCAGAUAGACAAAGAGCCGGCCAGGAGCCCACACGUCAGCCCGCGUCCAGCUCUCUCCACCGAGGCGAUGGGGCGAGCCUGGGACCCUCAGCUCUCGUUGCUUCUGCUGCUCCUCAGUUACUGCGCCGGGACCAGCCUGGACCUCAUCCCGUACACCCCCCAGAUCUCCUCCCACGCCCUGGAGGGGAAGGUCACGGCAGCCACCUUCUCCCUGGACCAGCCCAGAUGUGUCUUCUCCGAGCACGCCGACCCCGCCGACGCCGUCUGGCUUGUGGUCGCCUUCAGCAAUGCCACCGAGGAUUUCCAGAACCCUAAGACUGCUGCAGAGAUCCCCUCCUACACCAAACUGUCCAGCAGCUUUUACUACAUGACCCUGAAGCUGUCUCCUGAGCUCUACCCAUGUGAGGAAGAAGACAUCGCCGUCCUCCGUGUGGGUAGUGACACCAACUGCCUCGGGAACCUGAGUCAGGAGUACUGUAAUGCUCCCCUCUUGGCCCCUGGCCCUUACAGGGUGAAGUUUCUGGUGAUGGACGACAACGGCCGGCCCAAGGCAGAGACGCGAUGGUCGGACCCAAUCACUCUGAACCAAGGGAAGGACCCCAGAAGCAUCGACACGUGGCCGGGCAGGAGAAGUGGCUGCAUGAUCGUCAUCACCUCCAUCCUCUCCACCUUCGCGGGCCUCCUGGUGAUCGCCUUCCUCGUUGCCUCCACCGUCCAGUUCUCCAGCCUCUGGUGGCCCGAGGACCCCUCCCCUCCCGAGCAGCUGCACAUCGGCUCCUUCAUCGGGAAACGCUACACGACCCACCACAUCCCCCCCAGCGAGGCGGACACGCUGCCCGUGGGCAGAGGGGCCCACCUGCCCCCCGGCCCCUGCCCGGCACCAAUAGUCUGACCCUCCGGCCUUGGCCCGGCUCCCGCGCUAUUGUGGCAUGAAUUAAAGGAGGACCCAGAGAGGGUC